AUGUCAUUAUAUCCUGAGAGUCAAUUAAAAAAUGCUGCUAAAAAACAUGAAUUAUAUCACGAUGUAGUUGAAGGACAACUCUUAUGCAGAAAAUGUAUUGAAUUUAUACCAUCAAAUAAUUAUCCUUAUUGUCGUUUUGCACGUUAUAAAAAUAAAUUUGAAGUUGCUUUGGUACCAGAAGAUCUAAUAUUGGGUUUUAUAGAACAACCAGCAAUUACAUUAAAUCACAUUUAUAUGAGUAUUAUUUUAAUUCGUGGUCGUCAAGCUGCUUUAAAGGGCCAGGUAGUGCAUUUUCAUGUUGAUACAAAUAUAAUUGUUGAUGAUUUAUUACCAUUUCCACGAUGCUAUGAAUUCUUGGCCGUCGUACAGGAAAAGCCACUUAAAAAUAAUGAGAUUCGUACUACUGUUAGUUACUCAUUUAGUCCAGUGCAAGUGUUGAAAGCUCUAAUUUAUUUAAAACAACAUAAUCAUCUAUAUUCAGACAAGAAAUUGAUGACAAUAGAAGAAAUUCAACAAAGUUUCAAAUGUCGUGAAGAAUAUAUUAUACCAAUUCGCAUUAUCGAUAGCUAUGCCUAUAACAAUGCUACUACGAUAGCACCAGUUAUUAAUUCAUCAGAAACUUUAUUUGGACCUAAACGAGUAAUUCCAUGUGUUGAAAAUCCAAUAUGGCAAAUUGAAUCUUAUUUAGAAGAAAAGUGUUAUCCAUGGCUAUAUCCACACGGAAAAGGAGGUGAAGCUGAUCCAGAACGACCUUUACACGUGAAUCUACGAGACUACUAUAAACAACGAUUGAAAUCUAUUGACAAUCGAUGGCAAAAGGAUCCGACAUGGAUUUUUCGAGCACUUAAUUUAUUACAAAGAGAAGAUUUGUAUAUAGGCAUGGUCAUUCGUGGUUCUUCAGCAUUUUGGGAUAAAGCAAGACGUCAUCUUAGAUCCAUGUAUGCAACAUUGGGAAAGCCUUUUAUCUUCCUAUCAAUAAAUUUACAAGAUGACGUGGAAUUUUUAACCAAUAUUAAUCCCGAAAAAUUUGGUUCGACAUCUAAUCCCAAUUGGGAAGCAAUUGACUCUUUAUCUAAUGAUGAAUAUUUGAUGUUAAUGAAUGAAAAUGCAGGACUAGUUGCUAGAAUGUGUAAACGUCGAGUGGCAGCUUUUGAAGAAUAUAUCAAUGACAAAAACCAUCCAUUCCUUAUUGAUUAUGUUGUUUCUCAUUAUUUUUUGAAAAUCGAAUUUCAACGAGAUGGAUUACCUCACGUACAUACUUUACUAUGGGUUGAAAAUCCUCCUUCUACAGAUACAAGUGAAGGACGACAAAAAAUAAUUGAUUUUAUUGACAAAUUUCUUACUACUGAAUUACCUGAUCAAAAUGCUCAACCAGAUCUGUAUAAAUUAGUCAAAAAAUUUCAAUGGCAUAUACACACAUUCACCUGUACUAAAGAUGAACCAAUCGUACGUAUUCGAAGAGGAAAAAAAGAAUUAGCACCUGAACAGAAAGGUCAAACAGAAGAAAACUCAGAUCAUAUGUGUAGUAUAAAUCGAGAUAAUGAAGAUGAAAUAUAUGAAAAAGUAGAUCCAGACAAUGAUCUUGAUUUAAUUCAAACAAAGGUUGAAAGACGAGAUUUUUUUGAAAGAGCAAGAUGCCGUUUUGGCAAACCUGAUCCACUUGCUGGAAACACGCAUUUUCGUACGCAUAAAGAAGCUAGAAUAUUAACACGUGGUGAUCGUGAUAUUAUUAUGAAAAGAACAACAGAAGAAUCACGUCGCAUUGUUCCAUAUAAUAUUAAUUUACUUAAAACAUUCAAAUGUAAUCAUGAUAUGCAAAUUAUAACUGAUCCUUGGGCAGCAGCUGAGUACCUUUUUUCAUAUAUUAGUAAAGACGCUCGUAUGGAAAAGGAUCUCGUACAAAAAUUAGCUGGAUGUGCAUGUUCAACUCUUGAAGAAGCGAGAAAAGUUCUACUAAAAGCUGGCAAUGCUGUGUUAUCACAUAGACAGAUCGGAAAAAUUGAAGCUGCUUGGUUAAUUUUAGGUAUUCCAUUGUAUCGGUGUUCAAUGGCCACAGUUCACUUAUACAUAUCUUUACCCUGUCAUGAAGACCGUAUAUUAAAAAACUUAAAUGUAAAUAUGGAAUCAAUUACUGAAGAUGAUUUUGUUACAACAAUAAUUCAUCGAUAUUCACAACGGCCUUCAAUACCAGAAGUCAUUAAUGAUCUUACUUUAUUUGAGUUUGCAGUAUGGUUUGCAACUGAUUAUACUGAUUCGACAAGUGAAGACGUUGAAAACAAUACACUAAUACCUAAUCCAUUAUGGCGAACCAACUAUGAUGAACCACCAUUAUUGAAAAAUUCAAGACGACUUCCACGUAUUAUACUAACAUCUGGUCAAAAAAUGCGUCAACAUGAAAAUCCUAAAUGCGUCACAUUCACUUGUCUUCAUGAUGACACUGCACAGUCUAUGUAUACUCUAUUGUGUUUAAAUAUUCCUUUUCGAGAUUCAGUGGUUGAAUUUUUAGGUGGUCAACAAGAACCAGAUAUAUAUGAUCUACAUCAAGUACUUCUACAACACAAAAUACAAAUUUCUACCCGUAUUUUAACAUUACCUCAAACGUAUCGUAUUCAACUAAAAAAUUUAUUGGACCAUUUAAUAAAUAUUGAUGAACAAAACUUUAAAAUUAAUCAUCGAGAAUCUUAUAUAUUUACAAAUCCAAUAGAAAAUGAGGAUAAUACAAUUUCUAAAUCAUCAACAGAUAAUAAUCUUAUACAAUCAUUAAUAACUACUGACGAUAACUCAUUUACAAAUAUCGACACUAAUAUAUCUAUAUCGUCUCAAGCAUUAGCAGAUUUGAAAAAUACAGCCAAUCAUCAACAGAAAUAUCUUCUUGAUUUUGUUCAAACUUAUUUAGAUCAUUUGUUGAUGUACUCUAGACGACCGACGCAUGUAAAAAAGCCGAAACCAUUUCACGUUGUUGUUAAUGGUCUAGCAGGAUCUGGUAAAUCUUAUGUUAUUUCUAUAAUCGAAAAAAUGCUUCAUGAAUAUUGCAUUACUGAAUCUGCUGGAGUUUCACAUCCUCGUAAAAAUUUUGGUUUACUUAAAAUGGCUCAUAGAGGAAAAGCAGCGUUGAAACUUCAUGGUUCUACUAUACAUUCUGCUCUUGAAAUUUGUCCAGAUGGUAGUUCAUCACCAAACAAAUUAAAUUCUUUUAAAUUUUAUACACUAAGAAAACGAUUUGAUGGAUUAUUAUUGAUUAUUAUUGACGAAAUUUCACUUGUUUCACAUGCAUUAUUUCAAAAAAUAAACAAGCGUCUAAAUGAAAUAUUUCGUACACUUGAUAAAUGUGAUAUUUACUUUGGUGGUCUUCCUGUUAUCGUGUUCGGUGAUAUGGCUCAGAUUGAACCCGUCGCAGCUAAACAAGUAUUUUAUCGUCCAUUAGGUGAACUAUUUUCUCUGUAG
Messenger RNA from Rotaria sordida, 3444 nucleotides. The record is from the annotation of a GenBank genome assembly. NCBI's taxonomy places the organism in Eukaryota, Metazoa, Rotifera, Eurotatoria, Philodinida, Philodinidae.